Molecule: messenger RNA, 3319 nt
Organism: Micropterus dolomieu (smallmouth bass)
Lineage: Eukaryota; Metazoa; Chordata; Actinopteri; Centrarchiformes; Centrarchidae
Exons: 19
Coding region: 145-2898 (917 amino acids)
Biological process (GO): T cell receptor signaling pathway; protein localization to plasma membrane; integrin-mediated signaling pathway
Cellular component (GO): plasma membrane
Molecular function (GO): protein binding
Source: RefSeq, a predicted model, not a curated record
UUCAAAUUGUUUGUUUUAGGGUAAAUAGUCUGCUGGAUUGUUCUCGCUAAAUGUGUUAAUGCAGUCGACAGCGUCCGCUUCAUUUCUGCUUAGACCGCUUUCCAAAUGUACAAACCUGAACAAUGAUGUGAAAAACGAGCAACCAUGGAAGAGGAGGGACUGAUCAACUUCAAAGCUCUGAGGGCCAAGUUUCAGGAAGACGCCCUCCUGGCUCAAUCCAAAACUAGUCGACCAGCUGUUGCAGAGAAACCUAAGCGACUUCCUCCUCCUGGAGGUCACUGCAUAUCCGUGGUUAGCGGUGUUAAUACUGCUGUAGAAAACAAGGCACCAGUGUGUCCCCGGCUCAUCUUCAGAGAUGGACUGCGGACAUCUGGAGGCAAGCGACCAAUUUCCUUUCCACCACAUCCUCAGCAGACCUCCCCCUCAUCCCAGCUCGCUAACAGAGACAGCACAACAAGGCAGCCCUACGAAGAACAACACAUGCCUCUGGUGCUUCCUGUCCUGCCAAAAGAGCAAAAGACAAAACAGCCAAUAAAAAAGGAGCACAAACUGGAAUCAGAGCAAGGGAAAGAAGUCCCGCCACUUUCUAAAAUCAAGAAGAAAGGUUUGUUGCUUCCUUUCAAGUCAGCCAAAGCAUCAAAAGUCAGUGCAGAAAACGGAGAGGAGCCUACAUACGCUGAUUUGACCACCAGACCUUCCAGUGCACCUUCUGAGUUGCCAUCUGUGGAAAAACAAACCACAGAAGAUUGGGUUUCGCUCCCUAGUGACCAAUCAAGUGUUGAGUUCUACCUCUCCAGCCCAGAUAUCCCAAUUAACUCUCCCUCUGCAGAGAGAAGUUUCGACUCCGACAACAAAAUAGUUAGCACCUUGGAGAGGGCCAAGAAGACAUUUUCACGCAGGCAGAUGUUGAUCAAACCUAAGAGCUUGUGUUCAGCUGACUAUGUAUCAAAAGACAAGGCGUACCCAUCGCCACCAAAGAACAUUGAAAGUGUCAAGCAUGAGCUACCCAUACCCCCACCAUUGUCUUUUCCACACCUGGCUUGUAUUUCGGCCCGGCCUUUCUUCAAAGCCAACAACUCUGCACACAAGUCAGCGCUGAAUAAACAGCUUGGAAGGGAUAAAGCUCAGCUUCCCUCUGUCAACAAUGGUGAACUUCAUCGAACCUCUGCUCCUCCAAAGAAGCCUCUACCUGACAUGAGGACACUGGGACAAUUGCCACCAAAGCCCCUCAGACCUCCAUUAGUAGAUCUCACCUGUUACCACCUACCCGCAGUUAACAAGGUAUCACCAGGUCUCAGCCAAGCACCAAGUGCAGAGUCAGAGUCUGAGCACCCAUCAUCUGUACUAGAAGCUCCGGAGUUUCCAGACUUUGAGAAUUCAGAUAUGGAAACAGCAGCGGGUGAAGCUGUUGACAUUGGUGCACUUGAACUGGAGGCCUUACACUUAGUCAGCACUGCCUUUCCUGUAGCAGAUGACUUCAGGGUCACUGAUUUUGAGGUUCUGCAACCUGACUUGUCAGUGUGUGAUCCUGUAGAGCCCCUCAUGACCAUUGACGUCCAAGAUCUAAACCUUGGCAGUCAAAACAUAAUACCCCUUGGUCCAGCCAGCUUCCCUGAACUAAUAAACCUUUCAGAGUUCCCAGAGCCUGCUGUACCAGAGCAGUGGUCUCAGAGUGAUGAGGGGAUCAUAGAUCCCCUUUCUAGCUCUCAAGCUGAUGAGACUGAUCCAGGAGCUGCUGAGACUUGCUCUGCUGCAGAGGAAACGGACAACAGUAACCACGCAUUAAAUGAUGGUAUUCAACCACAUCCAAGUAUAUGUCAACAGGACAGCUAUAAUGAAGGGUGUGAUAAUGUGUACGAAGACGUUGAGAACAUCAACAAAUUAAUCUUGGGCCAGAUCUCACGUAAACGAAAAAGUGGUCUGAAGAAUCCAUAUGCUGACAAGCACCCUAUGAAGGAGGAGGUGUGUCUUAACAUAUGGCCACGGAAUCCUUGGGGCAGCAUAUCAGGAGAACAUGCUCAUCCAGCCCAUAAUCUUGUCCACAGUAAGGAAUGCCAAAGCCCAAACACUGUAGACCAUAAAGAACAGAAGAAGAGGGAGAAGCAGCGACUGGAGAAGGAGAAAAAGGAGCAAAAAGAGAGGGAUAAGAAGGAAAAUGAAAUGAAAAAGAAGUUUAAAGUGACGGGCGAAGAGGAGCCCAUGUACCAUGCCAAGGUGAUGGUGGCUAGUAAGGUUCGCAAGAAUGACUUGCCUGUGAAGAGCGGAGACACAGUCAGCAUCAUUCGCACCACCAACUGCCCCAAAGGCAAAUGGUUGGCCCGGAACACCAACAACAAGUAUGGUUAUAUUUCAGUGAUGAAUGUGGAACUAAAUAUCAAGGAGAUGCUGGAGCUUGGCAAGAAGGCCCAGGCAGCUGGACGAGGAGGCAACCUAGAGGAAGAUACCAUAAGCAUUGGGAGCAGAUCCUCUAACCACCCUGUACUAACAAGCAGUUUCACAGAUGACAGUGAGGAGUGGGCAUGUGAAGAUGAGACACUCUCAUUCUCCAAUGAAAGCCAUAGCUUUCCCCAGCAGACUGCCUCAAUGCCUGAGAUGUCAUGUGGCCAUGUCAGCGCCCAGCACACUCUGAGCGAUGCCAACAUGGAGGAUCUACACACACAGACCAGACAUGAGGCCCUGCAGAAACUAGCCAUCUUUUUUAAACACCGCAAAGAUGAAUUUGGAGACAUCCCUGAUAGUGGAGGAACAACCCCUACAAAGUACAUGCUGAGCCACCAAACUUCUUGUGUGCUGUUGAGGAGCCUCCAUAUCCUGAACAGGAGGUUGACUUUACAGAGCUGGAACUCCUUCCUCCCCCGCCACUAUAUGCCGACACCUUCUGAUUACCACAUCCGGUGAACCAGGAAACGUCGGCAUUAAAAACUGAAACUGUACAGUACACCUGUUGGGAUUUAAUACCAUGAAGAAUAUCUGCCAUCAAAACCAGUUUGUCAUUUAUUCAUGUUUUUUGAUGUCUACAGUGGAGAAAAGAAACCAUCACAAGUAGCUGCUGAUGUGACCUUUGUGUUUAGUUUGUUGUGCAUACUGGUGCAUUUACACAUUUACACACACACCCUUUUUUUUGUUGUUCAUUCUCUGAUGUUACUGUAACUGUUAAUGGAGCACAAAUUGAAUCAUUGCAUUUUAUCCAAAAUCAAUGACAUAAUGGAGCCAACUGUUCACUUAUAGUAGCUUACAUUUAAAGAUUGGUUUGUGAAUGUGUUCUCUGCAUUGGGAAUUUCUUUCGUUUCUGUUACAACUAAUAAAUAUUUGUCAUUGA